This is a messenger RNA of Apodemus sylvaticus (European woodmouse), 2363 nucleotides long. It is a transcript of the gene Dffa, whose product is annotated as DNA fragmentation factor subunit alpha. Gene Ontology annotation, molecular function: deoxyribonuclease inhibitor activity. Gene Ontology annotation, biological process: apoptotic process; apoptotic DNA fragmentation; regulation of apoptotic process. The record is from RefSeq and is a predicted model, not a curated record. NCBI's taxonomy places the organism in Eukaryota, Metazoa, Chordata, Mammalia, Rodentia, Muridae. Bases 97 to 1092 code for a protein of 331 amino acids. The transcript is spliced from 6 exons.
UCUCCCGUCAGGCCGCGGAAGGAAGGUUGUCAAAGCUUAGGGAAGCAGCUCUGGGCUGCCUGGGAUUUCCCAGAGUCGCCAGGUCCCACUUUGAGGAUGGAGCGGUCGCGGGGAGCCAGCGCCCCGGACCCGGACGAUGUCCGGCCUCUAAAACCGUGUCUGCUACGCCGCAAUCACAGUCGUGAUCAGCACGGCGUGGCAGCCUCCAGUCUGGAGGAGCUGAGGAACAAAGCCUGUGAACUACUGGCCAUCGAUGAGUCCCUGACACCGAUCACCCUGGUCCUGGCAGAGGACGGGACGAUAGUGGACGACGAUGACUAUUUCCUAUGCCUCCCUUCCAAUACCAAGUUUGUGGCGUUGGCCUGCAAUGAGAAGUGGAUAUAUAAUGACUCGGAUGGAGGGACGGCUUGGGUUUCUCAAGAGUCCUUUGAGGCGGAUCAGCUGGACAGCGGGGCAGGGGUGAAGUGGAAGAAUGUGGCCAGGCAGCUGAAAGAGGAUCUGUCCAGCAUCGUCCUGCUCUCGGAAGAGGACCUCCAGGCACUCAUCGACACCCCGUGUGCAGAGCUGGCUCGGGAACUCUGCCAAAGCUGCGCUGCUGUCCAAGGGCUGCAGAGCACACUCCAGCAGGUGCUUGACCAGAGAGAGGAGGCCCGCCAGUCCAAGCAGCUCCUGGAACUCUAUCUCCAGGCCCUGGAGAAAGAGGGCAAUAUCUUGUCCAACCAGAAAGAGUCCAACGCUGCCCUCAGUGAAGAGCUGGAUGCAGUGGACACUGGCGUCAGCAGAGAGACGGCUCCAGAAGUGAGGCUCAGAAGCCAGAUCCUUACCGCACUGAAGGAGAAGCCAGCCCCAGAGCUGAGUCUGUCUAGUCAGGAUUUGGAGUCGGUCUCCAAGGAGGACCCCAAAGCCCUGGCUGCGGCUCUGAGCUGGGACCUAAAGAAGGCAGAGACAGCCCGGCAGGCCUGUGCCGCGGAGCUCGCCCUGCGCCUGCAGCAGGUGCAGAGCUUGCAUUCCCUCAGGAACCUUUCGGCGACGAGGAGCCCGCUGCCCGGGGAGCCUCAGAGUCCCAAGCGAGCCAAGCGCGACUUCUCAUAGCCAAGCCUGAAGAAGACAAGCUUCGCAGAGGACCUCGGGUCUGCAGUCCAGAACCACCUCCUGCCCGCAGGGUGCCCGAAAGCGGCUCCAAGGCUGCGCAUGCGCCCCUCGGCCUUUUAACAUACUGGGAUUUUAACAUACUGUGCUCUUAUCUGUAGGAGUGUUUCGCCUGCUUGUAUGUCUGUACCUCGUGUCCAUGAAGGCCAGGAGAGUGUCCGGUCCCUUGGAACCAGAGUUACCUUGCGGACAGCUCUCAGUAGCCACGCGUGCUGGGAAUCCACUCCUGGGCGUUUGGAGGCGUGGCCCGUGCUCCUGGCCACCCACCGAGCCGUCUCUCCAGCCCCCGGGAUGUGCUUAGCUGUGAGGCCUUAGGUUCCAAGCGAAAGUGCUAGUCAAGGGCAGUCAAGACCUGUCACGUACUCGGCCUUGACUUCUUUACGCUACAACUUGAACAAAAGAGCUUUAGACACCGGAUGGCGGAGAAAAGGCGCCAAGAGCAGCGAUCGAUGGAGGCCAGGAACCUUCUGUGAAUGAGUGCAGUUGCUUUUUGCUUAAAGGCACAGACUGCAUCUGCGGAGCCCAGGGACAAGGAGUCUCACCCACCAUCUCUAUAGCUGACUCAGUGUUGCGAGGCUGUUACCACUGUGAAACUUCAGUCCCUUUUCUAAUAUGUUUUGCCAGCGGGGGGUAGACGGAGUCAUUAAGCGAGUCCCGGGCUCUGCCACUCAGGUUUCUCUCUGCAGACCAGGGCACUUCUAGUUUUCCUCUGCUGUCUCUACUCAGAGUUCUACAACUUCUGCAAUCUACAGUGCUGUCUGCUUUCAGGGAAAGGACGCCGAGUUACAGGUCACUUGACAUUCACACAUGCUGGAAGAAAAUAGUGCUAGCAAGUCUCCAGCACUCUUACCUCUUCCUGUGUGUGUGUGUGUGUGUGCGCGCGCACACGCGCGCGCCUGCCUGCCUGUCUAUGUCUGUGUGCCUGCGCGUGUGUUCUGGGUACCGGGGAUUGAACUCGGGCUUCAUUCAUAGCCGCUGAGCACGUGCUCCCUAAUGAACCACACCCAGCCUCACACUGACAAAUGUAGCAUUAAGUCUCAGGGUAAAGGUGGGGUGCACAGAACAGAUAAAAAGAAUUGUUUCCUUGCCUACAGUGGGAGUCAGGUCUGUCGGCAGCUUUUAUGUCUAGUGCCUGACAGGUCCCGUUCCAAAUGUUGGUAUCAACAGCUCCUCCCACAUCCUCAAUCCUUAAAUAAAAGCCGUGGUCGAUCGUC